GGUGAGCGCGGGACCCUGUCCUGCCCGCGGAGGAGAGACGCUGCAAAGCCGGGCUGCAGUACGCAUGCGCGGAGGCGCUCUCACUGGGAGAGAGAGGGAGAGAGAGAGGGAGAGUUAAGCGGGAGGCUGAGAGAGAAGCGCGAGAGCAGCAGAGAGGGAGCGUCUUGCUGUGUGUGCUCGGUGUUGGAUUCUGAGAUCUGCUGUGGUGUGAGUAUCUGAAGAAGACGGUAGAGAAGACAGGACCCUGGGAAUUGGAGCAAUAUAAUGCAUUCGAAUAAAAGUACACAGAACCGUUCCUGCGCCAGACCAUUAACCGCAACUCCAAGAGGCAACUGGAAGGAGGAACUGGAAGGAGCACUUAGUGUCAAGAUAAAAGUAAAAGAAAUAACCCAGGCCUGCUGAAGAGCACUGACUGGAACAGUAGCUAAUGCCAAAGAGCCUUGAGUGCGUGGUGGAUGUUCUUGGGUAAGCUGCUCUGCUGUCCUGAUUGAGGAGAGAGGCGGGACUAAGCUCUGUCUAAAGGAGGCCUAUUGGUCACUUGCGCUGAUGAUGGACAGGUUGAGAGAUUGCUGGACGCUGCUGCUGCUGUUGCUUUCCUUGGGUAAUGUGGUCACGGCACUGGAGGUCCCUCUUGACCCAAAAGUUCUGGAAGGAUUGCCACAGCCUCCAACCAUAACCCACCAGUCUCCUAAGGACUACAUUGUUGACCCUCGAGAGAACAUCGUCAUUCACUGUGAAGCUAAAGGAAAGCCUCAUCCGAGCUUCUCGUGGACGAAGAAUGGCAUACAUUUUGACAUUGAUAAAGACUCGAGAGUGAACAUGAAGUCUCAUUCUGGCACUCUGGUCAUUGACAUCAGUGGAGGGGAGAAGGCAGAGGCUUAUGAGGGUGUUUACCAGUGCACUGCCCGUAACGAGCAUGGAACAGCCGUCUCCAACAACAUUGUCAUUCGACAGUCAAACACGUUUGCCAUCAUCAAAGCACUUAUUAUGGAAGGAUCCCCUCUGUGGUCCAAAGAAAAGAUCAAACCAUACGUCAUUCAGGAGGGCACACAUUUAGUGCUGCCAUGCAGACCACCUGCAGGACUGCCGCCUCCCAUCAUCUUCUGGAUGGACAACAAUUUCCAGCGCCUUCCUCAGAGCCGCCGCGUCUCUCAGGGUCUGAAUGGAGAUCUUUACUUCUCCAACGUUGUGACGGACGAUUCCAGAAGUGACUACAUCUGUUACGCACGCUUCCCCCACACACAGACCAUUCAGCAGAAGCAGCCCAUCACCGUCCGCGUCCUCAACAUGGAUGCAAUCAAUGAGACAAUGGCAGCUUAUUUGAAUGAGACUGAUGAUUUUUUUGGUGACGCCCCAUCAGAGGAGAGACCCCCUAUAUUUAUGGUUCCAGAAGGUUCUGUCAGCUCAAAGAUGGUUCUAAGAGGACAGGUUCUGGAGAUGGAGUGCAUUGCUCAGGGACUCCCCACUCCAGAGGUCACUUGGAGUAAGGUCAGUGGCGAGCUCCCCACUAAGAGAGCUUCCUUCCAGAACUUUCAGAAAACACUGCGGAUUGUGAAUGUUUCUGAGGCAGACGCUGGAGAAUACCGCUGCACUGCCAAGAACCGCCUGGGCUCCGUCCACCACAACAUAAGAGUAACGGUGAAAGCUGCUCCGUAUUGGAUUACGGCUCCAAAAAAUCUGGUUUUGGCUCCACUGGAGACCGGAGUGCUGACCUGCCGAGCAAGAGGCACCCCCAAACCCACCAUAAGCUGGUCUAUGAAUGGAGUUUCCAUUGAGAAUGCCGCUUCAGAUCCCAGUAGGACAGUGGAGGAUGACACCAUUAUCUUUACUCAGGUUCAGAGUGGAUCGAGUGCUGUGUACCAGUGUAAUGCCUCUAAUGAAUAUGGAUACCUGCUCUCCAAUGCCUUUGUCAACGUCCUGGCUGAGCCUCCCAGAGUGCUCACUCCCCUAAAUAAAGUCUACCAGGUCAUUAUGAACAAACCUGCUCUGCUGGACUGCGCCUCCUUCGGCUCUCCUCUACCAGGAAUCACGUGGUUUAAGGAGAGUCGCUCCAGCGUUCUGCUUGGAGACCCUUAUAUGUUUCAUGAAAAUGGAACUCUAGAGAUCCCUGUGGCUCAGGCCUUCAACAGCGGCAAAUACACCUGCGUCGCCACCAACACCUUCGGCAUCUCGGAGAAUCAUGUAUACCUGGAGGUCAAAGAGCCCACACGGAUCCUGAAGCAACCUGACUACAAGGUGGUCCAGAGGAACAGGGACGUGGUGUUUGAGUGUAAAGUGAAGCAUGACCCCUCUCUCAUACCCACCAUGACCUGGCUCAAAGACAACGGAGAGCUUCCAGAUGAUGAGAGAUUUAUCGUGGACUCUGAUAGUCUUACCAUAACCGAAGUGAGAGAGAGUGAUGAAGGGACGUACACGUGCAUCAUGAACACCACUCUGGACCAGGACACAGCCAGUGCGCAUCUCACUGUUGUUGAGGCCACCCCCACACCAGCGGUUGUUUACGAAAAACCAGAUGCGCCUCGAGAUUUGGAGCUGACGGAUCCCGGAGCACGAAGUGUACAGCUCACCUGGAUCCCUGGAGAUGAGCACAACAGUCCGAUCAAGAAGUUCCUCAUUCAGUAUGAGGAUUCACUUCAUGAUAAGGACACUUGGCAUAACCUGACAGAGGUGCCAGGCUCUAAGACUACAGCUCACCUCAAGCUGUCCCCGUAUGUCCACUACAGCUUCAGAGUCUUGGCUGUUAAUGAGAUCGGCCACAGCCUGCCCAGCCAGCCCUCCCGCCAGUACAAAACCAACCCUGCAGCUCCUGAUGAGAACCCCAGUGAAGUCAAAGGCAUGGGCACAGAACAUACUAAUUUGGUGAUAUCAUGGAAGCCAUUAACGGGUCUUCAGUCCAAUGGUCCUGACCUUCAGUAUAAAGUCAUGUGGAGGCAGAUGAAUGUGGACGAAGAGUGGAACUCUGCAACAGUGGCCAAUGUCUCCAAGUUUGUGGUAGCUGGGACGCCCACUUUUGUGCCAUAUGAGGUGAAGGUUCAGGCUCUCAACCACUACGGCCACGGACCGAAACCAGCAGUCAUCAUCGGCUAUUCGGGAGAGGACUUGCCAGGGGAUGCUCCAGACAAUGUGCGGGUUGUGGUUCUGAACAGCACUUUGGCUGAAGUGUACUGGGGACCAGUUUCACCAAAAUCAGUGCGGGGAAAACUACAAGGCUACAAGGUAUAUUAUUCGAAAGAAAGAAGUCUGCACAGGCACAAUGGCCAUGGUCACUCUCAUCACAUGGAGGAGCAGACCCUGACCUUCACUGGGAACAGGAGCCAUGGCAAGCUCCCUGGCCUGCACCCCUUCAGCCUUUACAAGGUCUACGUUAAGGUCUUUAACGGCCGUGGAGAGGGUCCUGCUAGCAUUAAACAGGAGUUUGAGACUCCUGAGGGAGUACCUGGCCGGCCAACAUACCUCAGGGUAACUGACAGCAAUCAAGACUCUCUAACUCUGGAGUGGGGUCCACCCCAUGAGAAAAAUGGUCGACUCACAGGAUAUAACCUCAAAUACCAGUCAGUCAAUAACACCAAUGAGCUUGGCCGUUUGGAGGAGCUUACCGUGCCGGCCAAUGAGACCAGCAUCACUCUGCACAACCUCAAGUACAGCACGCGCUACAAGUUUUAUUUCAGUGCCAAAACACACAAAGGAACAGGCCCCAGCAUUACUGAGGAGUUUGCCACAAUAAUGGACGGAGGGAUUCCAGCUUCCCCCCUUCCACUCUCCCCAACCUCCCAGUCUCUGCGCCCCCCUCAUCACAAGGCGCAACCAGGGUCUCCAGUGUUUGGCAACGUUAGCUCGUCUAUGGGCGAGGAUGGAACGCUAAUCACUUGGGAGUACUGGGGGCCAGAAAAACACAUUUAUGUUGAAUAUAUUGUAGAAAACAGCGAUGAAGGCUGGCAAAAAGAGAUGGUAAAUGGAUCACAGUCCCAUGUGCUUAAAGGUUUAAAAGAAGGGCUGGCAUACAAAGUGCGUUUGGCGGCUAAAUCCCUCGCUAACCAAACAGUCCACCAUUCUGAGGAGCUAUUGGUAACAGUACCAGCUAUGGCCAGUAGACAAGUGGACAUCGCUACCCAGGGCUGGUUCAUUGGCCUUAUGUGUGCCAUCGCUCUUCUUAUUCUUGUUCUCCUUAUCGUCUGCUUCAUCAAGAGGAACAAGGGGGGCAAAUACCCAGUGAAAGAGAAGGAAGAUGCACAUGCAGAUCCAGAGAUCCAGCCCAUGAAGGAUGAUGAUAUAACUUUUGGAGAGUACAGUGACAAUGAGGACCAUAAACCGUUAAAAGGGAGCCGCACCCCGUCCAGUGGCACCGUAAAGCGAGACGAAAGUGACGACAGUUUAGUAGACUACGGGGAAGGCGGAGACGGACAGUUCAACGAGGACGGCUCAUUUAUCGGGCAGUAUAGUGGAAAGACAGAGAGGGACACUGUGCAGGGUCACGAGAGCUCAGAGGCCCCCUCACCUAUUACUGCCAUGAACUCUUUGAACUCUUUUGUGUAAGUGCAGGUAAAUGAAGUGAUGCAAGUAGGACUUUCCUUUUUUUGGACACCAGAUUGUUGUUGAGCAUGAUUAGAGCUCCAAGCAGAGAGAUUAAAGGCCUAAAUUCAGUAUAAGUUUAGAGAUAAAGUACGUGUAGAGUGUGUGACUCGGUGUGACUCGCAUGGAAUGCACUUAAACUGGCAUGCUGAUAUGCACUGAGGACGGACAGAUGGACAGAUGGGUGGAAAAUAAAAUAAAUAGCACAGAACUUCUCAGAAGACUUUUCUCUUUAGCUCAGCUAACAUCAGGCAACCUUUCCUCAGCUCCCUCUUAAACACAGAAGCUAUGUCAGUGCUGCAUGCAUAAUGCGCUUCUCUAUUACACAUAAACAUGGUUACUUGUAAAACUUGUAAAAUUGUUGCAUCUAAGGAACCAGUACACAAACAUACGAUACAAGCGAGAGAGAGAGAAGUAGCUCAUGUAUUAAACAGGCCUUGUGGUGCUUCUAGGAAAUACGGGGUAUGCCUUGUUUAUGUUAUUAUAUAAUAAGAUAAGAUGAAGAUGAUGAUCAUGAUGAUGAUAAAAAAUGUACAUGCAACACGCACCAGCGGAUUAAAACCUCUGCUGCAAAAAAAAAAAAUCAUUAUCUUAAGACUAAAUGUAUUAUAAUUAUGUCUUAAGAAAUUAAAAUGUGUGUAAAUAUCUGUAGAAAGAAAAGAUAAAUCCUAUUAUAUAGUAUAAUGGAUGGAAUGGGUGUUGAUCAACCAAGACAGAUCACAUCAGAUCAGAUAUUUAAGUUUAAGUACACUCAGACUCAAACUUCACGGGUGCCAUUGUCCCAACACUGUGCCACCUUCGUUUUAUUUUUGAUUUUGAAUUUGAUUUGAUUUAUUCGUGGUCACGCCCCACGAGACGUAUUCAUACUGCCUCUGCACACGCUGAGCUGCUCUGACAUGCAUGAGCCUCAUUAGCUGUCUAGUGUCACCACCUUGACCUGCAUGCGAACUCUGGUGGUUCCCAUGGCAACCAAAACCAUAGCAACCCAAAAACGGCUUCCGUACGUAUUUUGCUCCCUCACAAUGGAAACGCCAGAGCACUUUCAUUCACGUGCCCUUUUAGGCAGAGCGGCUGCGUCUGGUCAUGAUAACGGGUGCUGGGUGGCCUUUACUACAUUGUGCCUUUAUUGAGAAGUGCAGUUCCGGCUUAAUUUACAGCAGCUAUUAGAGUGCACGGGCAAUUGGGUUUAGAGAACGAGUGGGAAGGUGUUUAAAAAUGAAAUUAUGAGCUGAAAAUGAUAUUUAUUAGGAUAAUAUAGAAGAAUAUGAGGAAGCAAGCUUUGCUCUUUGCCUCAUUCAGUUUGUGUUCAGUACAAUUGUAAUUUAGUGCACAGGGUUUGUGACUGUGUGUGUGUGUGUGUGUAUGUGCGAUGAAUGCUUGAUGGAAUUGUGUGUGUGUAUGUGUGUGUGUGUAGACUAAACCCUGUGCACACACAUACAGUAUGUGUGUAAAAACUGUGUUCAUAUUACUUUGUAUUAUUAUUAUUAUUCCAUUGUGUCCAUCAUUCAACAUUAAGACCCCCUGCCAGUGAAUGAAGGGAUUUUCAUGAAUUUUGUUGUUUUAUUUUUCUGAUAACUUGCAUCAAGUUUUUAUUUCAAAUAUGUUUUUAUGUAGAUAUAUUGUUGAUUUAUAAUGUAAAUAAUAACAAUGCUUUGUUUGGCUGAAAGAAAAUCAUCAAGUGGACAUCACUGGAGCAUUCUAUAACCCUGAGGGUGUGAGGGCCUGUGAGUGUGUUAUAUAUUUUCUUUUCUUUGCUGUGAUCACUGUGCAUCGUGACAGAGUGUUAUAGGCUGAUGCUCAUUUAUGAAGGCACCAUGGAGGAUUUACUGUGUUUUGUUUCCAUUUAUUUUCCUGUCAUCAGAGCAGAUUUCAUCAACAGCUUCAUUCCGCAUAUUCCAAGCACAAUGGAAAGGACUGUCUAUAGGAAUUUCUAUAAGUGAUGAUUGAUUAUACUGUAUUACUGAGAUCUAUAUAUAUAUUAGAAUCAAUAUUCAUCACCAUUAUCUGCCUCUUUGAUUUCUGUGCAUACUGGAACUGUAAAGUGUUUUUGUAUUUUAAAAAUCAAGCAAAAGUGUUAGUUUCAGGAUUUUACUAACAGUUUUACAUUUCAUUUCUAUUUAAGUUUCCCCCACUCGAGAGUUGGAGAAUGAAAUCUCAACAACUCGAAAUUUAAUAUUGAAUAAAUAAAUAUUACUAUAUUA
Messenger RNA from Astyanax mexicanus (Mexican tetra), 6770 nucleotides. Its product is annotated as neuronal cell adhesion molecule. Lineage: Eukaryota; Metazoa; Chordata; Actinopteri; Characiformes; Acestrorhamphidae. The transcript is spliced from 34 exons. Gene Ontology annotation, molecular function: cell-cell adhesion mediator activity. Gene Ontology annotation, biological process: brain development; cell-cell adhesion. The record is from RefSeq and is a predicted model, not a curated record. The coding region runs from base 547 to 4533 and encodes 1328 amino acids.